AUGACAAUAAAAGAUUUAAGGGAAAAGCAAGACGUUGCCAAUGCUUGGAGUAUUGAUAAACCUCCUGACCAUGGCUUUAUGCGUUCGGUGAAAGAAUGGUCCCAAAAUACAACGUUUCACGGCGUACGGUUCAUUUCUGAUUCGACAGCUCCCUUACGAAGAAUCAUGUGGCUUCUUCUAGUCCUUGGAUGCCUAGCGGCUGUUAUUUUUCAAAUAGUUGACCGCGUGAACUACUUCUACUCGUGGCCUAUUACUGUGAAUGUGGAGAUAAAUUACAACCAGUCCAUGAAAUUUCCAACAAUAACAAUUUGCAACCAGAAUGCCUUCAGAGGUUCAGAGGCAGCAAGGACAGGACGAUAUCGACUAGUUGAAGAAAUGUUUGUUAGUAAAGAUCCUCUCACUGCUGAAGAUUUGGAUAGACACAAUGCUACAAAUACUAGUUUAAAUGAGUUGUAUGCCGAUUUAGCGCACGCCAAAGAGGAUAUGAUUGUAAGUUGUAGCUGGAAGAACACACCGUGUACAGCUGAAGAUUUUAAACCUGUGUUGACAGAUCACGGCCAGUGUUACACGUUCACGCGUGAUCAAACCGAUAUGAUAAUGACGUCAUCAGGAGUGGACGCGGGACUUCGUUUGACUCUGAAUGUAGAACAAUAUGAAUACAUGGCUGGACCACACGACGCUGCAGGACUAAAGAUUCUCCUCCAUGACUCAAGGGAAAUGCCGUUCGUACACGAACUAGGGCAAGCUGUUCCAACUGGAACGCAUGCUUUCUUUGGAGUGAAGUUUAUGUCGAUUGACAACCUACCAGAUCCGCAUGGCGACUGUGCCGAGAAAGCACUUCGUCACACGACUUACUACACGACUGAAGAGUGCUAUUUAGACUGCCUUACUACACAUGCACAAGGCAAAUAUUCGCCACCGAUUUGCACAAUUCAACAGUAUUACGAAUGUCUUCAAGGUGUCUACGAUCUCAUUAUGCAGAUUGAAUUCAGUUUAGAUAUACAAGCAAAUAAAACAAAUGAAAUCUUCACAUCUAUGGAAGAUGCAUACCAGACAAAGGAGAGGAUAUACAGAUACCAAGAGUAUGCUAUAGAAAAGAACUUCUUGCGUGCAAGAGAAGCUAUGGAAGAACGUACCCUUGCAAAUAUUGCAAAUGCCUUUGCUGAAUUUGCUAUGACCAAUGUGAAACGUAUUCGCCGACUUGCUAACAGCACAUCAGAUGAUCAUGACAGAAAAGAUUUGUACGAAUCUAUAAUUGACGGUUUAAAGACGCGCCAGGAAAUUGCAGAGUUGGCGAGAGCAAACGUUACAUUACUUAUCAGCUCAUAUAUUUUUGGAGAGCCUAUUUUUAAUUAUAAGUUUGAAACAUUACCAAGAUCCCAUAACCAAUACAUCGUUCCUAAGCCAUUGAUGAACGAUAGUAUGCAUUAUAACUCGUAUGUGCAGAAGUAUGUUCCGAAACUGAAAGUUGCUGAUUUUGAUUUAAUGUACAAGGUUCUGGAAAUGUUCAUGAAUCAAACGAAGAUAGCAUAUGAGGAUCGACUCCAUUCUCUUGUGUCGAUGCUUCGUGAGUACACUGAUGAACAUACUGUUGGUCUAAUGGAUCUUGCAACUGAAUUUUCUUCCAAUCAAACAAAACAUUUAACAAACAAUCUAACAAUGUUCUAUCAAGAAGUACAGACCCGUGGUCAAGAGGUUAUAGAUCUCCUGAGUUUUAUAGAAAAUCCGAUACAUUCAAUGUGGGCUCUAAUCCUGAAUGACGAAGAUUCAUGGGACUAUUACAAUUUUACCGGGAACACUUUGUUUAUGAGAAACAGUUCACUUGUGGAUACGGAAUGGGAAUCAAAAGUUUCAGCUGCUAAAUCAUAUGAUAUACGUGACCAUAUUGGGCACAAAUCUGAAGACUUCAACUCUGCCUUCAAGAAUCUAGCUUCUCGACUGGAAAGUUUCAAAACUUCAAUAGAAAUAGACGGCAACUUUUUACGAGAAAAUUUCCUUCAGGUCGACAUCUUUUACCGACAACUUAGCUACGAACAUAUCAACCAACAAAAGGCAUACGACUUCUUCGCAUUGAUAUGUGAUGUUGGGGGAGCUAUGGGCCUGUUCAUCGGUGGCAGCAUGCUGACCGUUCUGGAAGUCAUCGACCUGUUCCUCAUCCAGCUGCCCAUAUUCAAACAUAAAACGAAAAACAAACAAAACACGAUACUCAGCUACCCAUUGCCUAAAGAAAGAAUUUAA
Mya arenaria is the source of this 2238-nucleotide messenger RNA. RefSeq names its product acid-sensing ion channel 5-like. Gene Ontology annotation, molecular function: ligand-gated sodium channel activity. The transcript has 11 exons. Bases 1 to 2238 code for a protein of 745 amino acids. Gene Ontology annotation, cellular component: membrane. The record is from RefSeq and is a predicted model, not a curated record. Gene Ontology annotation, biological process: sodium ion transmembrane transport. NCBI's taxonomy places the organism in Eukaryota, Metazoa, Mollusca, Bivalvia, Myida, Myidae.